This is a messenger RNA of Emiliania huxleyi CCMP1516, 459 nucleotides long. RefSeq lists its product as hypothetical. Lineage: Eukaryota; Haptophyta; Isochrysidales; Noelaerhabdaceae. Bases 1 to 459 code for a protein of 152 amino acids. The record is from RefSeq and is a predicted model, not a curated record. The transcript has a single exon.
AUGGGCGACGAGAGGACGGCUCUGGGGAUGGCAACGCGAAGGGGCCACGCCGAGGUGGCCGCCUGGCUGACCACCAGCGAGCAGUGGGCGACGCCGCUCCACCAUCUGUCCGUCAUCGACGCGGCCCGGGCCCGCGCCGAGCUUCGCGGCGGCGCGAGCCUCGACGCCGCCGUCCUGGGCGGACCGACGCCGCUCUCCCUCGCGCGGGAGAUGAUGCUGCUCGCGGCCACAGGCUCCGCGGCCGCCGACCUCGUCCUUCAAGCCGCCCGGCCGUGGAGCCCAGACACGCACGCCCUCUUCCCGGCGGCGGCGAGGGCGCUGGCCGCGGCGCUGCUGAUCACGGGGCACCUCCUGUCGCGGGGGCAGCUCGUGGCGGAGGGGCCGGGAGGGCCUGGCGCGCUGCUGGACGUGUGGGUCGGGUGGGUGAUGCCGCAUGCCGUGCGCAGGGACGAGGCGUAG